Messenger RNA from Theileria annulata, 3348 nucleotides. RefSeq lists its product as uncharacterized. The record is from RefSeq and is a predicted model, not a curated record. The transcript has 13 exons. Bases 1 to 3348 code for a protein of 1115 amino acids. NCBI's taxonomy places the organism in Eukaryota, Apicomplexa, Aconoidasida, Piroplasmida, Theileriidae.
AUGAAAAAUAAAAAUGAGGCAAAUAAGUUUUCACUCAGAAAACUUAAUGUGUUAUUUUUAAUAUUAAUAAUUUUUGGAGUUUGUAGAUGUGAAGAUGAGGAUGAAAUUGGGAUAAUUUGUAUUAAAAGUUAUCUAAAAAACAUAAGUUUGAAUGAAGCUGAGUUAAAAUUUGACCACAAAAAGUUUAAAUAUAAUGUUGAAAUAGAAGAGUGUAUUGAAAGCAUAGACCUAACCCUUGAUAUUCCACACUGGAGAGACGCUUCAAGUGAUCAUAUAGAGUAUAAUGCCAAGGGUAAUUUCUUCUCAAGGCUCUUUAAAUCGCAUAGAAAUGGUAUUGUCUUUAACAAUAAUGACAAUAUUAACGUAACCAUAAACAAAGAUCCACUUUAUAAGACGAGUAACCCUACCGUAAAACUACCAUUAAAAUGCGGAUCAAACAACCUUUUCGUUAUAAAAAUAGAUGUACGUGACAAGUUCGAAGCGUUUUCAUUCCAGUAUAAGAUUAAUAUAAAGAUAUUAACAACAACUAUGGUAAACCAUUUGAUAUCACUACAAGCUUUCUCUGGGACAGCAAAACUGGAUUGUGAACCCUCACUAUCAAGGAAAGUUUUUGAAUAUUCUUACUACAUAUUCCCAUCAAUGAGCAAUAAAAUAAAAAUAAUUACCAAAUGUAAAUACGGAACUGCUAGAAUCAACACGACUAAAGCCAAUGAAUUUUCAUUUUCAAUGAGAGAUGUUAAUAAAACAUUAGAGGUAUUAUGCCCAAAUUUGGCAGUUAAAAGAUUCGGAUCAACAUACAAAGUAUAUUUUGUACACUCCUUGGAUGGACCAGUUCCACCUCCAAUUAGCAUAAAAUCAGUUUACUCGCAAGAAAAAUGCCAAGUGGAUAAUAGCGAUAAUGUUGUAAAGAUACUGUGCAGUGAGAAUUUCCCUAAUAACACUAAAUUAUUGUUUGAAACCGAUUCUAGAUAUAAAUAUGAAAUAAUUCAAAAGAGCAAAGACUCAGAGGAGUCCGAAGAAAUAUUUAAUGGUAAACCGACAUCAGUUAUAAAUCUAAAGGCUGUAACUGAAAUUAGAGGAACUGCGGGAAAGAGUAUCACUAAAUACAAUUUCCAAAAAGCCGUAGGACACCCAUACAUGGGAAGGUUUUACAAGGGCUUAAUAUACUUUCUGGUGCUUAUUCCAAAGUGGAUAAUAAUUUCUACAAACUUAUUCCAAACCUUCUUGGAACACAGGUUUGGAAUGGCAUUUCAUAUAUCUCCAAUAAUAGGACCAUUUUUAUUAAUUCUUUCAGAAAACAUAUGUUCAAUAUCUACUCAUAACGAUUCCGAUAUGGUCGAUUACUGUAAUAGCUUUAGUUUGCUUAAGAUACAUAACAAAAACUCAAAUUUUACUCUAAGUAGGCCAUUGUUUCACAAUAUUUUGAUAAUGACAGUGAUUUAUCACCUAACUAUGAAAGGAAAUUCUAAAAUUGUUCAGAAAAUCAAACAUUAUAUACCACCUUCACUAAUCGUAGACUCACUUGGCUUCAAAUUUUGUUUUUACUUUUUAUAUAUUUUAUCGGUUUGUUUCUUACUUUUCAAGUAUUUUCAGAUGCUCUUCUCAAAGAAUUCUCGUUUUAACAUUCUCAACAAUGAUAAGAGACUUGGAUUUUCUGGAAUACUUUCAAUCUUGCCAUCAAUGAUUCUGAUAGCGACAGUUUUAACUAGUUUUACCAAAUACUUGUUGAAUGAUUUUAAAAAAACAGUUUUAAAAAUAAAGAACAGGGAAGUGGUUUGGGUAGUAGAUGAUUCUAAUCCAGACCAAAAAGAUAAUUGGUUAACCAAGUUACUAUCUAAAUUGAAUAUAAACAAGUACAAUGGUUAUUGGUCUGACAAGAACUGCAAUGUUCUAUGUGCUCCUUUCACUGAUUGUAAAUUAGGAAAAUCUGUCCCAUUUUUGAAAAACAAAUCGUCUCGAAAAAUUGCAACUAUAAAGAAUAUUAAUAUAAAGUUUGAACUCUGCAAUGACUAUGAACUUACAAACUAUGUUUUACCUGAACUUAUAGAAUUAGAUACUAACAAAAUUGAUGAUGUUAUUAAACUUAAUGACCCGAUGAGUAUAUUCAAGGGUAUAAGCUCAAUAGCAUAUGCUGAGAACAAUGACUUGGUGUUUGGUAAUUUAGAAGGUUUAUCUGAAAUAAGCUCUAAAAAAGAAACAUACGUCGAAAUCCAGUCACUUGAAACCAUAAAUCAAGAUUUAAACUCUUUAAUUGUAGGAAAGGUACAGAAUGAUGAUAUCACUUAUUACAUUUAUUUGAAUGUUUUAAGAAAUACAGAAAAUAAAAUAAUUGAUAAAUUCCUCCCUUUGAAGGUUUCAGUUGAUCAAAUCAUGAGUAGUGACAUGGUCAAUUCUCACAGUUUUAACAGAAAUGUCAGACUAUUAAUGAUUGAUAAGUUUAUAUUUAUUUUCAAGGGCAUUAAUGCUCUUUUUUUCAUUUUUUCAAUGAGACAUAACUCUCCAACCUUGAAUCUAAUUAGGACCACUCUUAACAUCUUAUUUACUCUUUACUUCAUAGGUAUUUCUCAUCUAGUAUUUAAAUUAAUAAAAUUUAUUAUAUUUACUCAAUUAUUAUUUUUUAAACGCAUAUUUUAUUCAGCCGCAAGGCCUUAUUUGAACAUUUUUGAUAAUCUUUUUGGUUCAUUAUGUCUCGCGCUGGGUACUUUAUACAUUUUCAAGUUUGGGUAUUAUGAGUUCAUAAACAAACCAAAGAGUACUGGAGCUAUUGACAAAUUGAUCAUAGUUUCAAUCAUAAUAAUUCUCAUGUACUCUCUUUUAUAUUCAAUACUAUACUCAAUUGACCUCAUCUUAUCUUUAAAACACACAAAAUCUAAUGAGGAAUAUAAAAGCAAUAUUGACAUAAUAUUGUACAUAAAGGAGUUAAGGUUAAGUGAGAAGAUAUCUGGUUACUGCGAAAUUCCAGUAAUGAUUGGAACGAUAUGUUUAUAUGAAGAGAACAUAAUAUUACGUGACGAGACCCUGGACUACCAAAGACCUACUAUAGCAGUGGAAUGUAACAUAAUUUGUACAGAAUUCUUCCCCUUCCUUUCAUUAUUUAACAAUCGUGGAGACUAUUUUUCGUUUUCAAAAGAGCAAUUUACCUACGCAAUUUUGGACAGGUAUUUGGACGAGAUUUACAACAAGAAAAGUUCAAUGAUUAUUGCAAGGUAUUUAUUGUCCUUUAAAAUUUGUUUAGUAAUAUACAAAAUUUUAUCGUUAACAAUUCGAAAUGCAACUGCUUCUCGAUACAAAUUAUUGGAUAAUAUACAAUUAAAAUUAGUGUUAUAUAGUAUUUACAGAAUAUACUAA